Impatiens glandulifera is the source of this 474-nucleotide messenger RNA. Its product is annotated as heavy metal-associated isoprenylated plant protein 26-like. Lineage: Eukaryota; Viridiplantae; Streptophyta; Magnoliopsida; Ericales; Balsaminaceae. The coding region runs from base 19 to 474 and encodes 151 amino acids. The record is from RefSeq and is a predicted model, not a curated record. Gene Ontology annotation, molecular function: metal ion binding. The transcript has 2 exons.
UAUCAUAUAGAAUAUAACAUGGGCGCUUUGGAUCAUCUCUCCCACAUUUUUGAUUGCUCUUCCGGUUGGGGAAAUAGAAGAAGGAUCAAUAAACUAAAGCACUUUCAGACGGUGGAGAUGAAGAUGUCUAUAGAUUGUGAAGGUUGCGAGAGGAAAGUGAGGCGGUUGCUAGAAGGAAUGAAAGGAGUGACGUCGGUUGAAAUCGAGCCGAAUAAGAGUAAGGUUACGGUGGUAGGUCAUGUUAACCCGACAAGAGUGGUGGCGCGUUUGGCUUUCCGAACCGGGAAGAAGGUUGAGAUAUGGCCUUAUCUCCCUUCCGACGUCGUUUCACAUCACCACCACGACUCAUACUCAUCCGUCCGCCACAACCACCACGACCCGCCCAACCUUCAUCUCCCCCGUGCUACCUCCACUGAGGUCCGUUACACCGCCGCCUUUAGUGACGACAAUACCGCCGCUUGCUCAAUUAUGUAA